Molecule: messenger RNA, 1347 nt
Organism: Aphanomyces astaci
Lineage: Eukaryota; Oomycota; Saprolegniomycetes; Saprolegniales; Verrucalvaceae
Exons: 3
Coding region: 1-1347 (448 amino acids)
Biological process (GO): nucleoside transmembrane transport
Cellular component (GO): plasma membrane
Molecular function (GO): nucleoside transmembrane transporter activity
Source: RefSeq, a predicted model, not a curated record
AUGCCAUCUCCACCCACACGACCAGUGCUGACCCUUGACCUUCCGUCAGAAACGAUCGAAUUCACUGGGGACUUUUCUGUGCCUGGGUACCUAUGGACGUACUUGACGUUUUACGCAGCGGGGGCUACACUAGUCGCCUCGUGGACUUGCUUUGUCCUGUCGAUUGAUGCAUUUGCCAAGUUGUAUCCCGAUGGCAUGGUGGGGUUUGUCUUUCCGGUGGUCAACAUGUCGUCCUUGCUAGUCAUCACCAUGUUCAUGCUCGUGGCUGGCCGUCAGUUGCCCCUUCACGUGCGAAUGGCUGGCGGGUUUGGCAGCCUCCUGCUCUCGAUCUUGGUCGUGCCGCUGCUCCAACUCGUUCCAAACAUCGACACCCAAGUCCGUUAUGUGGGCACACUGAUCAUGGUCAUUGUCACUUCUAUGGCGAGUGCGCUGAUCCAAUCGUCUAUCUACGGGUUGGGGGCGGUUUUUGGGCCGUCGUUCCUUCAAGCGAUCGACGGCGGCAAGGGCACCGGGGCGGUGCUCCUUGUCUUUGCUCGAAUCGCCACCAAGUGGACGUAUGACCAUGACAACCCUGGAAUGCUGUCCCUUUGCGUCUUCUUCGGCCUGGCCUGCGUCACGAUUGCUGUGUCUUGGACAUUGUACGCUAUGCUCCCCCAUAAUGAAUUCGCCAAACCAGUGCUGGAUAUGUACGUUCGUAUCCAGCACCUGACCCCUCUAGCCCUGCCCCUCCCGUCCCCCAUGCGAUCCCCCCAAAAGCAACAACUAUUCCAGACCUUUGCACCCACGGAAACGACUCCAAUCGUGGACAAGGAGCACAAUACUGAUGUGGGCUCGAUCCUAACUGUCUUACGACUAUCUUGGAAACCUGUGAGCAUGUCGUUCGUAACGUUUUGCGUCUGCCUCGCCUGCUAUCCCGGGCUAACCACCGCCAUUCAAUCCAACUCGAUUGGGCAAACGUGGUUUCCAGUGGUACUCACGGCAGCGUUUACUGUCGGGGACCUAGUCGGCAAGUCGCUGCCGUUGACUAUCCGACUGUUGACGUUGGAAACUCUGCAUUAUCCCCUUGUCGUCCAAGCUGCGUACAUCCCACUAUUUGUGCUCGCGGUGGUGUACUCGAAUGCCGUGUCCGACAUCGCCGCUAUCGCCCUCGUGACGUCGCUGGGGUUUGUCACGGGAUAUGUUGGGACAAGUGCGAUGAUCCUGGCCCCCACCCCCUGCAGCGAUGUCGAGCACGAAGUUGCUGGCAUGACAGGCUCGAUGGCUACAAUUGCCGGCCUCUUUGCAGGGUCCUACGUUGGACUAAUGUUGCAAUUCAUCCUUCGCUGUGUGACCGUUGGCAACGUUUAA